This is a messenger RNA of Filobasidium floriforme, 738 nucleotides long. Its product is annotated as putative 60S ribosomal protein l30-1. Lineage: Eukaryota; Fungi; Basidiomycota; Tremellomycetes; Filobasidiales; Filobasidiaceae. The coding region runs from base 117 to 458 and encodes 113 amino acids. The transcript has 5 exons. The record is from RefSeq and is a predicted model, not a curated record. Gene Ontology annotation, molecular function: structural constituent of ribosome; RNA binding. Gene Ontology annotation, cellular component: cytosolic large ribosomal subunit.
CCGUAGGUCAACCAUUGCGUUGACUUCAGAGCAUCGAGCUUGGUUUUACCCUCUCGAUUCGAUCCAGCCGUUCCUUUCUCGACACCUCAAGACAAGAAACCAGUUCAUCCAACAAAAUGGCCCCCGUCAAGAAGUCCAAGGCUGCCAAGACCUCCGAGUCGAUCAACUCCAAGUUGCAGCUCGUCGUCAAGAGUGGAAAGUACACUCUCGGUUACAAGCAGGCUCUCAAGAACCUCCGUAACGGAAAGGCCAAGUUGAUCCUCAUUUCGCAAAACUGCCCCCCUUUGCGAAAGUCUGAGAUCGAGUACUACGCCAUGCUCUCCAAGACUUCCGUGCACCACUACCAGGGCUCCAACGUCGAGCUCGGAACCGCUGCCGGAAAGCUCUACCGAGUCGGUGUUAUGAGCAUUGUUGACGCCGGUGACUCCGACCUCCUCCAGGUCACCGAGGCCGCUUAAGCGAGUCCUUGAUCAGUCGACGCGGGCCAGGUACGAUUUGAUGCGUUUGAGAUUCCUGAGCGCGAUAAUCCUGCCACAAAAUCUUUGUUGAUGUAACCGGGUAUAUAUCGUUCAUGACCUCUAAUGCCAAUCCUUAUCGCACCAUACUUGCCUGCCAUGGGCAUUCGACUGUCAGAUCAACGACCCGUUUCAUGACGAGGACGACGUGCAGAGUUGUCGAUGUUGUCAAACUCCGAUUAUUAAGCGUGAAACACAGUCGAGUAUUCGAUAGAGUAUACAA